Aureobasidium musti is the source of this 1173-nucleotide messenger RNA. NCBI's taxonomy places the organism in Eukaryota, Fungi, Ascomycota, Dothideomycetes, Dothideales, Saccotheciaceae. The record is from the annotation of a GenBank genome assembly.
AUGUCUGUCCACAGAACAAAGUAUGCUGCAGUAGUUUGUGGUGGCGGCCCUGCAGGAAUCACAGUGCUUGGAAACCUUUUGGAAAGAAAGGUUGGGCCGGUGCUUUGGGUUGAUGAUCUAUUCGAGGCUGGCAGAGUUAAUAAGGCAUACAGAGAAGUGCCAUCACAGANNAAUACCAAGGUCAAAUUAUUCGUGGACUUUGCUGAGGCCGUAUCACCUUUCCAGAAGAUCAUUAAGGACACGCCCUCACCUCAUGCAGUCGACUAUCUUCGAGACCUUCCACAGGACACUGGAUGUGAUCUCGGUUAUGCCGCAGACAUGUGUCUCAUGCUUACCGAAGGCUUGAAGAAAGCACCUGGUGUUGAAGCCCGUCAAGGCAGGGUAACUGAAGCAAUCCUCAGCGAGACAAACGACUGGGUUGUCAAUGUCAAGUUGUCGAACGGUGAAAUGAGCAAGGCCAUUUCAUCCAGAAUGAUUCUUUGCACCGGCUCUUCUCCGACAAACCAACAACUUCCUGUUGAUGUUUCGGACCUCUCAGCUCUGGACCUAGACCAAGCUCUCAGCCCAACCCUCUUAGCAAAAGCAAUUCCCAAAGAGCCUUCGACAGUCGCCGUUAUUGGCGCAUCUCACAGCGCUGUCCUGGUGCUCAUCAACCUCUACAAUCUCGCCUCGACUACUCACCCUGACUUGAAGAUCAAAUGGUUUACCAGACAUCCCCUUCGAUACGCAGAAUUCAUGGAUGGCUGGAUCAGACGUGACAACACUGGUCUCAAGGGUGCAGCAGCAGCAUGGGCCAAGGAAAACCUCGAGCCUGAGAAGUUCGAGUCAUCUCCUGUCAGCAAAUUCAUCACAAAAAUUGCCUAUGAGAAGGAAAACGAGACUCAAACCUACGAGAAGCAUCUUCAGGGUUGUAAUCGCUAUGUGCAAGCCAUUGGCUACACCAGAGAUCCCCUGCCUGGACUCAAGGAUGCUGCUGGCUCCGAUAUCACCUACAACUACCAACCCGACACAGGCUCUUUCAAGAAUGUUGAUGGAAAGCAGAUCCCUGGACUCUUUGGUGCUGGCAUUGCUUGGCCAGAGCGAGUCACCGAUCCUGAGGGCAGUGUGGAAUGGGCAGUCGGCUUCUGGAAGUUUAUGCGUUAUGCAAAGAGAGUGGUUCCUGAUUGGAACUAG